AGUCACUUCUCCUGUCUGCCCCAGCGUCCAGGGCGCUUCCCAGGCGAGCCCUGCUGGGUGACGCCUCCUUGUACUGCCAACGUUUACAGGGCAAGGGCUGGCUGAAGGCGGCUGCCCCAAGCUGGGUUCGUCCCGGGUAGCAUGUGAGUGUCAGAGCCGGACGGGCACUAGCCGCACUGCUGCUGGGUGCCCGACAAGAGAAAGAGCCGAAACUCCGGAUGCCCCCGCGUUUGGGGAACUGAAAUAAGGCGAUUACAGCGCUUGUUGAGGUAGAAUUACCAAGUGGAACUGGAGUAAUAUAUUCUAGAAGGUUGAAGGAGUCUAGACCAUCUUCUAGCCAGCACUAGAAAAUGGUAUUGCUGAAGUCGCCAGAUGGUGGAUGGGGCUGGGUGAUUGUCCUUGUUUCCUUUUUUACUCAGUUCUUCUGUUAUGGGUCUCCAUUAGCAGUCGGAGUCUUAUAUCUAGAAUGGCUGGAUACUUUUGGAGAAGGGAAAGGAAAGACUGCUUGGAUUGGAUCCCUUGCGAGUGGAGUUGGAUUGCUUGCCAGUCCUGUCUGUAGUGCAUGUGUAUCUUCUUUUGGAGCAAGACCUAUGACAAUCUUCAGUGGGUUUAUGGUGGCUGGGGGCCUGAUGAUGAGCAGUUUUGCACCGAAUAUAUAUUUUCUGUUUUUUUCAUAUGGAAUUAUUGUUGGGCUUGGCUGUGGCUUAUUAUAUACAGCAACAGUAACCAUCACCUGUCAGUAUUUUGAUAAACGCAGAGGCCUUGCACUUGGUUUGAUUUCAACAGGUUCAAGUGUUGGACUUUUUAUAUAUGCAGCAUUACAAAGAGAACUCAUUGAGCUAUAUGGACUAGAUGGAUGUUUGCUAAUAGUUGGUGCAUUAUCUCUAAAUAUACUAGCAUGUGGCAGUCUAAUGAGACCUUUGGAGUUCUCUGAGUCCCCUUUGCCAGAAAAAUCAUGCCUAGAAAAAGUUCCAGAUCAAUACUUGAUUUACUAUGAGAAGGAAAAUGUUGAAGAAAAUACAAGCAUCCUAGAAAAGGGCUACAAUGAAGAAAAAUAUGUGAAUAAUAUGUCCAGUCAUGAUUGCAAACAGGACAGUAUUUUAAAUAAGAAUGGAUUAAUAUCAAUACAUGCAAAAGAGACAGACACUUAUAAACAGAAGGUUGUAGAACAAACAUACUUUUGCAAACAGCUUGCCAAGAAGAAAUGGCAACUGUAUUUAAACUACUGGGAAGAAACAUUGUUUCUUUUUAAAAACAAAGUAUUCUUGUCACUUUUUAUUGCCAUUUUACUUUUUGACAUUGGUGGAUUUCCUCCUUUACUGCUUAUGGAAGAUGUAGCAAGAAGUUCAAACAUUAGUGAAGAAGAAUAUGUUAUGCCUCUUAUCUCUAUUAUAGGGAUUAUGACUGCAGUUGGUAAACUUGUUUUAGGAGUACUGGCAGAUUUUAAAUGGAUUAAUACUUUAUACCUAUAUGUAAUUACCUUAAUAAUGACUGGCGUGGCUUUGGUUGCAAUUCCAUUUGCCAAAAGUUACAUUAUGUUGGCAAUACUUUCUGGAAUUUUAGGUUUUCUCACUGGGAACUGGUCAAUUUUUCCAUAUGUAACCACAAAGACUGUGGGAAUUGAGAAACUGGCACAUGCAUAUGGGAUAUUAAUGUUCUUCGCUGGACUUGGAAAUAGCCUUGGACCACCAAUUGUUGGUUGGUUUUAUGACUGGGCACAGACAUAUGACAUUGCUUUCUGCUUUAGUGGACUUUGUGUUCUGCUGGGUGGACUUCUUCUGUUGGUAGCAGCUCUGCCAUGCUGGGACAACUGUAAUAAUCAGAGUGCAAAGCCACCUCCAAAUACUUACUCCUACACAGUUGCAUCUAGUAUUUAAAUGGCAGCUGGAAAACACUUCAAUGCCUUUUUAUACUAUGUACUAUAUAGCAAAAUGUUUUAGUAAUUUUUCCACUUAUUUAUGAAAUACAAAAAUCCUUUUACAAAUAGAAAAAAAUCCAAUGAUGCUUGACAUUCAUUUUUUUAAGAAUGGUCUUGCUUUGUCUACUGUAGACUGUGGGUUUGUCUACACUACAAUAAGAAACCUGUAGCACCGAGUCUCAGAGCCUGGGUCAGCUGACUUGAGCU
This is a messenger RNA of Chelonoidis abingdonii (Abingdon island giant tortoise), 2125 nucleotides long. It is a transcript of the gene SLC16A9, whose product is annotated as solute carrier family 16 member 9. The record is from RefSeq and is a predicted model, not a curated record. Gene Ontology annotation, molecular function: monocarboxylic acid transmembrane transporter activity. Gene Ontology annotation, biological process: monocarboxylic acid transport; transmembrane transport. Lineage: Eukaryota; Metazoa; Chordata; Testudines; Testudinidae.